ACCUGCUUUUUCCUAUUUCUACGCCUCCACCCCGAAACUUCUAGCUGCUUUCGAAAUAUCUCCCUCACGCCUCUUCUUUAUAACUCCUCUGGUCUGCUUUUCCCACCGAAACAAACACAUCCUCGGCACGACGGAUUCUUUUGUUCUUUGUUUCGAUUUUUUCAUAUUUUUGUGAUCUUCUGCCCCUGUCCUUUCAUUCUCGCCGCCGAUUAGGAUAUCCGACUGAUUCGAUUGCAAAUCUGAUUGUUUUUGUUUGAUCCUCCUCCCUUUUUUGAUUUGUUGGCCUUAAAGUGUUAAUUGAAGCAGAAAAUCUGAGAUUUAAUAUGAAGCGGGCAAGGAAAUCGAAGAGGGUUUCGUGGGCUCCUGGAUUUAAUCUGUGUCAGGUGAAGUUGUUCUUAUCUGAGGACUGCCCUUCGAAAGUUAGCCAGACAUCUCAAGAUCUUCUUCAAGCAAAGACAUCAUCUAUUUUGCAUUCAAGCACUAAUGAAUCUCAUGAUUUGCCUCCUGGCUUUGAAGACAAUCAUAUUUCGAACCAUCUAAGGAAUGAACUCUCCCACUUAUAUCAGAUUAAAUGGAAAACUCCUCCCCUGUUUGCCCUCUGUCAAAAUUGGCUGGUUGCGGCUGGUGAAGAAAGUAGGGAGAAAGUGGAUCAAAAGCUGAGAGAAAUGAAGGUGCUUGAAGCAGUAUAUCCUCGCCCUUCAGCUAUUCCUCCAAGUCCCUCUGUUUCUUUAGAUGUAGAGGAGGAAGACUACGAUGAUAACCUCACUCCUCUUAUCCCUAUCGUUCCUAUUGAGGAAGAAGAGCUUAUGGAUGUUAAACCUGAAUUGCCAGCGACAAUUGACACCUCCGCCACUCUUCAGACACAAAGUUUGCACCAUUCCAUAUCAGCAACAGAUAGACCCAUAUGUUCACAGCUUAGUACCUCAUCCACUCUAGCCUCACCUGGGACAUCUGGUGUGGAAGCAGAUGUUGCAGCAGCUUCUGCUGUUGUUGCUGCCAUCAUGAAUAGUAAUGAGCAAGGCAGCUCAAUUGACAUGGAUCUACUUGUUAAAAUACUUAAUGAUCCGUUGUUGAUUGAGAAGUUGAGAAGUGUUCAUGAUGGAGCUGCUGCAACCACUGCAAGUGCAUCCGCAAAUUUAGUGGGUUUACCUAUUUCUGGAGUUAAGUGCACUUCUCCAUCAGUUUCAUCAUUUCCGCUUACACCUGAUAAGCCAACUUCUGGGGUUAGUCCCUCAAAUAUUGUGGGUUUAUUUCCUGAUUCUGGCUUGAUGCCAGUCACUCCUUCAGUUCAAUUGAUGCAUACAGUUGAUAAGCCAGGAACCGCGACACUUCCAUUUUCUAGGCCUGUGCCGGGGAAACUAGGAACUCCUUCAGCUCCAUUGCCUUCGCAUACAAUUGCUGCUGAUAUUCACAAGCCUGUGAACAAAACCACUGACCAUUGGUCAAGUGGGGGCCUGCCUUCUGUAAGUACCCAACGUUCUCAACAAGAUACAGUUAAGCAAGCAGCACCCAUGGCUUCCAUUUCAUCCAGAGAGCCGAGCACGGUGCCAUUAUCUUCAACAGGUGUGAGCAUGCCUGCAGUAGUAAACCAGGUGCGAUCCCCUACAACUACAAUGGCUUACCGACCCAGUACAGGCCCAGCAUUUGCUGGGAAGGAAGCUCAUCCUGUGAAGGAUCUCAGCUAUUAUAAGAACCUUAUUCGGCAACAUGGUGCUGAUGAUAAUAAUAGUAGGCAAGAGACGCAUGACUCCCAAAUAGCUAUCCGUCAAACUAAUUUCAAAGAUUUGAAACCGGUUCAUAACAAUAAACCAGGAGAAGGGAAUUACAAAACCCAGAAACCUUGCAUAUACUUCAAAAGUUCAAGGGGUUGUCGAAAUGGUUCCAAUUGUCCUUAUCAACAUGACGUGUCAGCUCAAUGGGGUUCUGUUGACAUUCUAGGCUCCAAAAAUGCAAAAAGAGCUAAAUUAGGACCAGAAAUCCGGGGCAGAGUAUUAAUUUAGACAGCCUUUUCGGAAUGGCGGGAGCAAGUUUGAGGAAGGUGGAAGGGGAGGACUCGUGAGAAUGAGAGGGGCACACGGUGACUAAGGUUUCAUGGGUGGUUUCUGUUGAGUUUGGAUUUUGGGGUUAUGAGGACCACUGUAGUCGGUCCCUGGUUACACGAAUUUUCAACAGGGUCAGCAAAGAAGAGGGGAGUGAGAAUUGAUGGAAUGUUCAAGACAACUGAUUUUUUUUUUUUUUUUAAUUUCUACAGCUAGGGCGUAGGGGUGACUUGUGCAGUUAGUCUCUUUCAUGAUGGUGACCAGCUGGAGUUCACUGGUGAGCGGUGGUUAUCCAUAUAAUUUAUGCAUCUAUAAAAGGGGAAGAAAGCUAAUAAGGUCGAAAGAAGAUAAACGAGUUAAUCAAAUGAAUAAAUUUCAGAAAAACUUAAUUUGACGGGGAGAAUGAUACUUGGGAACCUUGCAAACAGAAUAACGAAGGCCAUGGACAUUGACUUGGGGGGAAAAAAAUGAAUUUCAGAAGUUAGAGUUGGAAAUUGUGGAAAUAAUUCUAAACUGUCGUUAUUCAUUUUCCCAAGCCCCAGUUAUUCACUGGGAAAUUUGAAGGCUUGAGUGACAGCACUACCCUCUCAACGGUGGUGGCUAGAUCUCAAGCUUAAACGUGUAAUGAUCCAAACUCCCAAGUGAAGAUGAGGCCUAAUAAGUAUUGCCCUGGGAACUAAUGACAGUUGUGGUAUUUUUUUAAUUUUAAGUAAAACAUUCGGAUAUAUGGUUACUUGGCAAUGUGUCUUAACUGAGGCCUAGCUAAGAAUUCUCCCGUUGGGGGGAAAAAAAAAAGAAGCCUAGCUAAGAAUUCCGAUGCUUUCUUCUAUUAUGUAUUGUUUUGAAAAAUGAUCUUGACACUUGAAUUAUGAAUGCUAAUCUCAAGUAU
Molecule: messenger RNA, 2928 nt
Organism: Neltuma alba
Lineage: Eukaryota; Viridiplantae; Streptophyta; Magnoliopsida; Fabales; Fabaceae
Product: zinc finger CCCH domain-containing protein 6
Exons: 4
Coding region: 324-2000 (558 amino acids)
Molecular function (GO): metal ion binding
Source: RefSeq, a predicted model, not a curated record